AACACUGACCAACACGCAACAUUAAUAUUGACAGUUGUUAAGUUGCGUCUUUCUCACCAAUCUUUCACUUGCGAAGCUCUGAUGUGAUCUCAUGAUCCCCCAAAAUUGACCUCGGAGAAAACACGCUGAUUUAACAAACUUCGAAGCCUCGCAUACCUCGCGUCCUCAGCAUGAUUCAUGAUUGACAUGUGCACAGACUCCACAAUGUGACCAUAGCCACACAUAUCCUCGACCCGCGCUCAUCGGUCAUGAGGCUCAGUAGAAGGCGGCCCAUCGGAUCGUAUUUGAUCGUCCCGGUCCUCCUCGACCGUGUAUAUAUGAUCUCAGAGUUGCAUUCUAGGAUUUACCAGAACUAUCAAGACGCCCCUCAUGUCGCGGUUUAUGAUGUGGGGUGCCCACCUCAUCAUGCUCGUCGCUCCCAUUGUUUCGGCAAUAGAGGUUACAAUCCCUCUCACUGCGCCCUCGGGUGCAGCAUCGCUUAUGGGCAACCUCGUUUCGCUUUCAAUCGAGCAAGAUAGAUGGACAGAUUGGGCAGGGACGACAGAGCCAAAUACCUUCUUCAACAACGUCCUUGAUAACUUUGUCCAAAUCACGAAUACUCCUCCCUUCGUGAGAAUAGGUGCUGACUCUGAAGACCACACUGAUUUCAGCUAUGAUGUCGAGUACGAAGAAGAUAUUUUCCCUGCUUCGACCGCCAUCACACCAUACCCAGAAGCCACUAAUAUCACUGUUGGGCAAGGCUUUUAUGACAUCAUCUCUCAUCUUCCAAACGGGACGCAAGUUCACUGGGGCGUGAACUUGAGGGAAUACAACCUCACAGCAGCCUACCUCGAAACUGUUGCACUCAUGAACGCAUUUUCUUCCCCUGCCGUUGUGGAGAAAAACAUCACACUGAAGUUCAUCGAAGUCGGCAACGAGGCUGAUCUCUACCGUAAUAACAAGGGUCGUAAUAGCAGCUGGAAUGUACAAGAAUAUGUCUCUGAGUGGGAGGAGUUUGCGUAUAACGUAUCCAUAACAGCCAACCUCUCUGAUUCAUCAUACACAAAACUGAUCGGUGCAGCCUUCGCUGAAUCUUCUCACAACAACCUAAGCGGCUUUUCUCCUCAAGCUAUAUUUAACCUCGGCAUCCUUGAAUCUCCUGCAGGGCAACUAGUCGAGACUAUUUCGCAGCACCACUACAGUGGCUCGUUUUGUACUGGCGGCGGAGCCGUACUGCAAGAUUUGAUGACCAAGAGUUAUAUCCGUGGCAAUGUCUCCGAAUUUAGUUCUGAUGUUGAAGCAACCUUGGCCAAGGGGCUGAACUACAUCCUCGGGGAGACAAACAGUAUGAGUUGCCACGGUGCACCUAAUGUCAGCAAUACAGCCGGCGCCGCCCUCUGGUUACUCGACUACACUUUGUAUGCCACACAAGUUGGUAUCAGUCGCAUACACUUCCACGAGGGUAUUGGAUACAAGUACAAUUUGAUUCAACCCGUGACGCUAAACUAUUCAAUCCUCGACGGUUCCCCAAUUACGCCACAGGCACCACACAUACAGCCAGCGUACUACGCGGCUAUCAUCGCCGCAGAGGCUAUCGGGUCAUCUGGGACUGCACAGGCAGUCGAAAUUACCAUCGACGAGAAUGAUGUGUCAGGCUAUGCAAUUUUUGAGCAUGGUACUCUCUCAAAAGCUGUCUUCAUAAACACAAUCGCGUACUUUGCCGGUGCCGGUGCAAGGAACUCGACUCACAUUGAUUUGUGUUUCACGGGUUCCGGACAUGCUGCUAAGAAGAUGAGCGUAAAGACGCUGAAAAUUGGGUAUGCCACCGAUACCAACAAUGUGACCUGGGGAGGUCAGACGUACGAGACUAGCGAUGGUAGAGUUAGCGGGCCGCUAACUGUUGAUGUCUUACCUGUCAGCUCUGGGAUAGACUUGCAAGAGACGGAAGCAAUCCUCGUUACGUUUCUUUGACGUGGAUGGUUUAACAUGCGACAGUAAUUCUACUUAAUAGUACACAGUCACCAGAACACUUGAUCAGUAAGCUUUGAACACCCUGGAAAUUGAU
This is a messenger RNA of Suillus clintonianus, 2044 nucleotides long. Its product is annotated as glycoside hydrolase family 79 protein. The record is from RefSeq and is a predicted model, not a curated record. The coding region runs from base 370 to 1950 and encodes 526 amino acids. Lineage: Eukaryota; Fungi; Basidiomycota; Agaricomycetes; Boletales; Suillaceae. The transcript has 11 exons.